UUGCAACCAAGUGCACUUUCAGUUGAGCUGGAAACUGUGUUGGCUUCAUUGGCGUGUAUUAUUUUUGUUAACAAAUUUGUGAAACCAUAAAAGAUUGUGGGCCAGAAGUCAAAUUAUUGAAGUAAAAUAAACUUCUCAACAACAUGGAAAAAUUGCACCAGUAUCAAGGCAUCACAGGACGCUUUCAUCAAUUAAGGGACAAUAUUAAAGAAUUAUACCAUGGCUUUGAUGAUGAAGAAUCGACUAAUAUAGUACAAAGGGCUAAACAAACUAUUUUGGGUCAGCUCAAAGGAAACACAAGUGCUAAUAAGGAUUACUCACACAUAUUCAGAUGUAAAUCGCGUUCUGAAUUGAUACGUGUAUCUGCUGCAGUAAUGGGCAUUGAGUUUUCGUACGCGGCAGAAACAGCAUUUGUGUCUCCGACUCUACUUAAAAUCGGAGUUGAGCAUCAGCAUAUGACAUUGGUUUGGGCAUUAUCUCCUCUAGUCGGAUUCUUUUUAUGCCCAAUAUUGGGAUCAUUAUCUGACCGAUGCAAGUUAAAUAUGGGACGACGGCGGCCAUUUAUAUUACUGCUAUCAAUCGGAGUAGUUUUUGGACUUCUUUUGGUACCAAAUGGUGAAAGUUUGGGUUAUUGGUUUGGCGACGAACAUCAGUACCCGCCUAAUGUAUUUUCAGUAAGCAACAUGACGCAAAAUACCACUCACAAUACGCAUAGCUCUUCAAAGAAUUCCCAUCCUUGGGGAAUUUUUUUUACUGUUUUGGGGACUGUUCUUCUUGACUUUGACGCAGAUGCUUGUCAAAGUCCUUCAAGAGCGUACCUUCUGGAUGUAUGUGUUCCCGAAGAUCAUGCCAAGGGUCUCUCUACUUUCACUAUAAUGGCAGGACUGGGAGGAUUUUUUGGCUAUUCAAUGGGCGGCCUUAACUGGGAUGACACAGAAAUUGGUCGUCGAUUGGGAGGACAUGUCAAGGCUGUUUUCUCAAUUAUAACGGUUAUAUUUGUGGCUUGUGUUACAUUAACAAUUACCAGCUUUACCGAAAUUCCUCUUUGGGCACUAUCGGGCUCAGAAAAUAAUGACAGUCGAAAGGAACAAGCACAGUUAGAAGUGCCUCUUUCAACUUACGGUGCUAUUGACAUUGACGUAUCAUGCAAGAACGCUGAAAAUAAGGAACAGCUUAUAACUGGAACGACAUCAGAUCCCACCUCAACCUUGAAUGAUGUUGAUGAAACUUCAUUCACAGAACUUCCAGAACCCUUAACACAAACAAUUGAAGUGGAAAAUUUACAACAGACACAGAGCUCCGUACAAAUAGAGUCAUUAUCACACUAUUUACUAUCCAUUAUAUACAUGCCACACUCCUUGCGAAUGGUAUGCCUCACGAAUCUUUUUUGUUGGAUGGCGCACGUUUGCUACUCACUUUAUUUUACUGAUUUUGUGGGCGAAGCUAUAUUCAAUGGUGACCCAAAGGCAACAGAAGGCUCAAACCCUCAGAUCCGUUACGAAGAGGGCAUUCGCUUCGGGUGUUGGGGAAUGGCAAUGUAUUCACUGUCAUGUGCUUGCUAUUCGCUUGUUAUAGACAAGCUUAUUCAACGUUUUCGGGCCAAGCUUGUAUACGUUGGAGGUCUUUUUUUUUAUUGCACUGGAAUGGCCUUAAUGGCCUUGACUCGAGCAAAAAUAAGUGUCAUACUGUUUAGCUGGACGGCGGGUGUUAUGUAUUCUACUCUCUUCACGAUGCCAUAUUUACUUGUAGCACACUACCACUAUUUGUCCACGUUUGAGUUAGAUGAAAAUGGACAAGCAAAACAUGGAUCAGGAGUCAGAGGAUUGGGCACUGAUGUUGCCAUUAUAAGUAGCAUGGUAUUCUUGGCCCAAUUUAUAUUAUCUAUGUGUAUGGGUACAAUUAUUAAAUUAUCGGGUACUACAACAGCUGUUAUUUAUACUGCAAGCUUCUUGAGCCUCUGUGGAGCAUUUUCUGCUACAAAGAUAAUGUAUUUGGACUUAUAAGUCUUUUAAAACAAAAAAAUAAUUAUUAAGAAUGCAAAUGUUACGUGCUAAGAAUUAAUGCAAUCAAACUUAUUUAUUAUUAAGUUAAAGGUAAUAAAUCAACGACUAUAUAUUCAACUAUUAAA
This is a messenger RNA of Drosophila pseudoobscura, 2128 nucleotides long. It is a transcript of the gene lovit, whose product is annotated as loss of visual transmission. Gene Ontology annotation, cellular component: membrane. Gene Ontology annotation, molecular function: sucrose:proton symporter activity. The record is from RefSeq and is a predicted model, not a curated record. The transcript has 7 exons. NCBI's taxonomy places the organism in Eukaryota, Metazoa, Arthropoda, Insecta, Diptera, Drosophilidae. The coding region runs from base 144 to 2003 and encodes 619 amino acids.